AUGCCUUCUGAAGUAAUUCAAAAAGAAAACGAUAUUAGUGUAGAUGCAAAAGAAAAUAUUGAACAAUUUGAUAUAAAAUCUAUGAAAAAUGAAAGUAAUUCUCAAGAAAUAAAAAUAGAAGACGAAGUGCAGUUAAAUGAUAAAUCAAAAGUUCCAGAUGAAUUAUCUGAACAAGAAAAUAAGGAAAAUCAGGAACCUAUUAUUGACGAUGUUGAAAAACAAAAAAAGCAAGCUGAUGAACUUCUAAUAGAUGGUAAACGUAAUUUUAUAGUUAAAGAUUUUCAAGCAGCUGCAACCGUUUUAAGUGAAGCUUGCAGUCUUUUUGGAACUGUUUAUGGUGAAAUGGCUGAAGAAUGUGCAGAAGCUUAUUUUAUGUAUGGAUGCGCUCUUCUUGAACUUAGUAAAGUUGAAAUAAAUCCUAUUGGACUUGAAGAAAAAAAAGAUGAACAUGAAAAUGAUUCUACUGAAGAAAAAAGUUUAACUGAAACCAACCAAAUUAAUGUUAUUAACAAAGAGACUACAUUUGAUGGCACAAAUGAAGUACAAGAAAAAUCACCUGAAAAAGUAUUAACUGAAAUGGAAGAAAAACAAGUUGAAUUAGAAGAAAAAUUAUCUGAAAAGGAAAAAAAAUCAGAUGAACUAGAAAAUAAAGUGACUGAAAAGGAAGAAAACCCAGGUAACGUAGAAGAUGAAUUAACUAAUAAAGUAGAAACAAAUUUAAAUGAAGAAGAAAUGUCUGCUGACGAAGAAAUGUCUGUUGACGAAGAAGAGAAACCAGAUGAAGAAGUUGAAGAUGAUGUAAAUGAUUUACAACUCGCUUGGGAAAUGCUUGAUUUGGCCAAAGUUAUUUAUAAGAACAAAGAUACGGAAGAAUCAAAACUGAAACUUGCUGAAGUUUUAAUGAAGUGUGGAGAAGUUAGCAUUGAAGAUGAAAAAUUUGAAACAGCCUUUGAAGAUAUGACAGAAUCAUUACAGAUUAGAAGGUGAGUACAACUUUUCAAAUUUGUUUAAAAUGCCUAAUAAUGUAUUAUUCAAUGUAAUUUGUAUAGGUUGCUAUUACCAGAGGAUAGUCGUAUUAUAGCAGAAACUUUAUUUCAAUUGGGUUUAGCACAGGAGUUGGGUGGAAGUAGCGAACGAGCUAUUGAAUUAUUAACUGAAGCAACAGCUGUUUUGAAUCAAAGAAUUAAAACUUUAGAAGAAUUGACUGAUAAAAAUAAUGAAACCAUAGAAGAAAUGGCUGAAGUUAAAGCUGUUAUUCCUGAAAUACAGGAAAAAAUUGUAGAUAUCAAAGAACGUAAAAGAGCUAUGAUGGACGCAUUGCUGACUGCUGUAAGUGCUAAUAGUGCAGUAAAAACAAAUGGCAGUGGGUCAUCAACUACUACACUGGCAACUAAUAUCAGUCAUUUGGUGCGCAAAAGACCAAAACAAGAUGAAACUGAUGGAACACCAAAAAAAGUUCCUAAACUUGAAGAAUCUACAACCCCCGAACAAUAAUUUGUUGCUACUACAUUAAUUUAUUAUUAUAUUCCUCAUACAAAUUAUACAUUUUUUUUAUGUUCAAAAUUAAGGUAAUAAUUUAAGUGUGUUAUUUUUAUAAUUUUUCUUUUAUUUAAAUUUAAGUUCCAUUACAUGAAAAUACAAUUAAGACUGCAAAUUUUUUUUACAUAUUAUUUACUUUUUGAAAAUUAUAAAUCUGAUAGCUGCACUUAUCUUUAAAUAAUAAACAUGUUAUAAUUUUACCAACAGUGGGUCAACUUGAGUUUGAUAUUGGCCCAAAAAUUAUCUUGAUUUAAUAUUAUAAGUUCUGUUUCAAAUACAUGCAUAUCAUUCAUUACCAUUAAUUUAAUAACAUUACCUUUUUUACUUAAAUAUUCUUGACUCAAAGUUGUUUUGGUCACUUCAAUAUUUGCCAGUAAUCUUUUAAUAUAAUUUUUUUAUUCGUUUUUUCUUGCAUUAUUUCUUUGAGAGCUGAAAGUUUUUGAUUCUCAGAUUUAUAACAGGUUAUUUUUAUUAACGUGCUAUUUGAAUCUACAAUAUUUUAAUUGUUGCACUAAAUGGGUUUUUUUAAAAAAUUUAAAGAUAAUUACUAUAUAUUUCUCUAACAAAUUCUUUAGAAAUAUAUCUAAUAUUUUCUCAGAAUAUUCCUAUUCACUGUAAUUGGAUCACGGGCUAUAUAUGUAAUUACCAUCUACAACAAAUUUACUUGGAAAAAAAAUUUUAGUUACCUAUAUACUAAAAUGAAUAGUAAAUAGCAUUUAUUAUAAUGAAUAUAAAUGUAUGGUACGUUCAUCAUUAGGUUGGGCCAUUUAAAUCACGGACUAAGAAUUAUUUUCUCAUAGACAUUCGUUACCAGUCUAUUCUUUCAUGAUUUAAUUAUAAUAUAAUUCAUAUUAAUAAUUAAUUAAUUCAAAUUUGUGAAUCCUUUAUGAAUCCUGUGAAUAUUAAUAAUAGAUUGCUCAACAAUGAAAAAUAAAAUUUAAGAUAAAUUACUUUUUACUUGGAUAAUAUUUGUUUCUUUGUAGAGCAAAGAAGCUUAUAGUUUUACUAAGAAAUUUAUUAUUUUUUUUUUUUUCUACACAACUUCUACCGGAAGACUUGCUCAGAUUGAAGUGUAACACCUUUUAUGAAAGGAAAUCAGUGUUGGGAGUCCGUUUUUUGAUUUUCUCAGGAGUUUUCUCUUCAAAUAUAAAAAACCAAAAUAACUGAGAAAAAACGGGGAAAUAUUAGAAAUGUAAGUAGUAGUUAAAAUUUAUUCCUGCCCUCUUUUUUUCUAUGCACAACUUUUCUACCAGCAAUUUUGCCCAAGCUUAUAAAGAUUACAAUGUUCUAAAUGAAAAUUUCACUAAGAAGGUGUUUUAAAGAGGCAAUUUUUUGAUUUUCUUGGGAGUUUUCUCAUAAAAUUUGAAAAACUUAGGAAAACUAGGAAAAUCAGUACCUAUAGCAUUAAACAAAUAUUAUUAAAGAAAAUAUAUAAAACCUAUUUAAUUAUUUUACAAUAAAAUUUAAUAUUGUUGACAAAGCAUCAUUAUCAACUGAACGCUACUCAGAAUCAUUUUUCAUAAUCAUUGGUUUAUUGUUGCUUACAGAUAUACAUUAUAUUUCCCCUCGUCUACCUUCCAACUUCUAACCUACAACAGUGGCCCACCCAAUUGCGAAAAUGA
This is a messenger RNA of Cinara cedri, 3161 nucleotides long. NCBI's taxonomy places the organism in Eukaryota, Metazoa, Arthropoda, Insecta, Hemiptera, Aphididae. The record is from the annotation of a GenBank genome assembly.